Molecule: messenger RNA, 1011 nt
Organism: Brassica oleracea var. oleracea
Lineage: Eukaryota; Viridiplantae; Streptophyta; Magnoliopsida; Brassicales; Brassicaceae
Exons: 1
Coding region: 143-733 (196 amino acids)
Source: RefSeq, a predicted model, not a curated record
AGGUUUGCCGAACCAACUAGCCACUCAGGGGACUUUUAGAAAAAAAAAAUCCUUUCACGCCUUCUUCUAGAAACAACACCUUCUCAUAAUCUUUUAUCAAAAAAAAAAAACACCUUCUCUUUAAAUUAGAGUCUCUGAAAAAAUGGCGGUUACAUCUUCUAGAACCAGAUCAACCGCUUCCGCGCUACGCUCUCCGUCUUCAUCAGGCUUCGCUUCCUCCACCUUCUCCUCCCGUUCUUCAGCUUUCUUCAGCAACCAACAUCAUCAACCCCACAGAUCCGCGUCCCCUACGCGCGUUAACCUCUUCGCAUCCUCCCCGCUGAAACAAUCAUCGUUCCGUUACUCGAUCGACAACACCAGAUCCAUCUCCCCGAACCACCGAUCCAUCGCCGUUUCGAAGCCCAGCGGCGGCAACAAGAUCCCCGAUUCGAGGAGGAGAUGCAUGUGCUCGCCGACGACUCAUCCCGGAUCGUUCCGGUGCAGUCUGCACAAGAACGUGGCGAAUCCCCACGGGCAAGGCGCGGCGGCGGCGGCGUAUCCGACGAACAGUUUGAAUAUGAGAAGAUCGGCGAUGACGAAUUCUCUGGUGAGGAUCGGUGGGGUCGAAGGCGAGUGGGUGAGAAGAGCGUUGACGGCUUUGAUAAGGCCGUCUUCGCAUCAGCUGAAAAGGAGGUCUGCUUAUCAGCCUAGGCCUAGUAGGCUAUCGUCUAUGUCGAAAGCGGAAGAUCUUUGAUUUGGUUUGUUAUUUUGUCUUUGAAUCGGCCACAGGAAGACUCGUUUCUGGUUGAGCUGCGGCGAAGAAUGAUGAUGAUGUAUGGGAGACGAAAACGACACCGUCUUGAAGUUUUUUGUUUUGUUGGGUGAAUGAUGAAUUGUACAUAGACUACUUCAUUUGCUAUUGAAGCGCAGUAAAUUUUCCCUAAGUCGAAAAAUAUCUAGAAUUGAAGGACAGUUGGUAGAAUUGGUUAUUUAAAAUUAAAUGGAACAAAGGGACUUGGUUUAUAUUUUGAA